AUGCUUCGAUUCACUAAUAUCGAUCAUAAACCAACAAGGCAUCCACCUGUCUAUGAAUAUCACACUCAUCCACUACUUCCACUUCAACAAGCUCUCGAUCCUAUUCUCUCUAAAAUAGACCACUUAGAUCAAUUUAUUCAAAUUGCAAGGAAUGAAUGUCAUUUUCCUUCAGAACAUGGUCUUACUCGUGAAGAAUCAGCAUCGAUUUAUUUAUAUACUAUGGAUUGGGAUGAACAAAGUCUCUAUCAAGUACUCAACGAGGCAUUGCAUGAUAAAGAUCGAUCAGUAUUAAUACCAUGGUAUGGUUAUCUCAAAUUACUUGAUACUGCAUUAACAAAACUACCUAGUCUUCAAAUCAAUUUAUGGCGUGGUGUCAAUACUGACAUCAGUAAAAAUUACAAAGAAAAUGAUGAGCUAACUUGGUGGUAUUUUAACUCAUGUUCAUCUUCAGCUAAAGUCGUCAAACACUUUCUUGGAUCUGUAUCAACAUUGUUCAUGAUUGAAGCAAAGAAUGGAAAAGCUAUAUCAACAUAUAGUAACUUUCCAGAAGAAAAAGAAGUUAUUCUUCCAUUGGGUAGUCGACUUCGUGUUGUACGUGACACACUCGAUCAUACAUCAUUAAAUGUGAUACACUUGCAGGAAAUGGUGGAUGAAAGUGACCAAGAAUUAACAUCAUCCUUCGCAAAUAUGAGCGUCACUCAGCCAGCGGAGGCUUCAGUGGACGUCAAACCAACAUUGCCAAGUAAUGAGUCUUCGACAUUUAAAGUCUGGACUGACGAAAAUGGAGAUAAAUACGAUACGACAGUUCGAAUAUCAUAUGUUGGCAAGUCUUGUUAUUCGAUGUUGAUGAAAGCUUGUUAA
This is a messenger RNA of Rotaria sordida, 861 nucleotides long. The record is from the annotation of a GenBank genome assembly. Lineage: Eukaryota; Metazoa; Rotifera; Eurotatoria; Philodinida; Philodinidae.